This is a messenger RNA of Prionailurus viverrinus (fishing cat), 2160 nucleotides long. RefSeq names its product T-box transcription factor 1 (gene TBX1). The record is from RefSeq and is a predicted model, not a curated record. Gene Ontology annotation, cellular component: nucleus. Lineage: Eukaryota; Metazoa; Chordata; Mammalia; Carnivora; Felidae. Gene Ontology annotation, molecular function: DNA-binding transcription factor activity, RNA polymerase II-specific; RNA polymerase II cis-regulatory region sequence-specific DNA binding. The transcript is spliced from 8 exons. The coding region runs from base 53 to 1699 and encodes 548 amino acids. Gene Ontology annotation, biological process: positive regulation of DNA-templated transcription; cell fate specification; regulation of transcription by RNA polymerase II.
GCGGCUGGGUGCACGCAGUCGGAGGCGGCGCCGGCCAGGCCGCCGGGCGCCUAUGGACGCGCGGAGCCCGCUGUCUCCCCGGGCCAGCGCGUUCAGCAUCGCCUCUCUGGUUGCAGCAGAGGCCGUAGAGCGCACAGCUCGCCUGGGUCCCCGGUCCUCCGACCAGGCGAAGCUUCGCCGGCUGCUGGGAUCCCCGGCCGGGAUGCACUUCAGCACGGUCACCAGGGAUAUGGAAGCCUUCACGGCCAGCAGCCUGAGCAGCCUGGGGGCCGCGGGGGGCUUCCCGGGCGCCGCGUCGCCGGGCGCCGACCCGUACGGCCCACGCGAGCCCCCGCCGCCGCCGCGCUACGACCCUUGCGCCGCCGCCGCUGCCCCCGGCGCCCCGGGCCCGCCGCCGCACGCCUACCCGUUCGCGCCGGCCGCCGGGGCCGCCACCAGCGCCGCCGCCGAGCCCGAGGGCCCCGGGGCCAGCUGCGCGGCCGCCGCCAAGGCGCCGGUGAAGAAGAACGCGAAGGUGGCCAGCGUGAGCGUGCAGCUGGAGAUGAAGGCGCUGUGGGACGAGUUCAAUCAGCUGGGCACCGAGAUGAUCGUCACCAAGGCCGGCAGGCGCAUGUUCCCCACAUUUCAAGUGAAGCUCUUCGGCAUGGACCCCAUGGCCGACUACAUGCUCCUCAUGGACUUCGUUCCAGUGGACGACAAGCGCUACCGGUAUGCCUUCCACAGCUCCUCCUGGCUAGUAGCCGGGAAAGCAGACCCUGCCACACCAGGCCGUGUACACUACCACCCUGACUCGCCUGCCAAGGGUGCACAGUGGAUGAAGCAAAUUGUGUCCUUCGACAAGCUCAAGCUGACCAACAACCUGCUGGAUGACAACGGCCAUAUUAUUCUCAACUCCAUGCACAGAUACCAGCCCCGCUUCCAUGUUGUCUAUGUGGACCCACGCAAAGAUAGUGAGAAAUAUGCUGAGGAGAACUUUAAGACCUUUGUGUUUGAGGAGACUCGCUUCACUGCGGUCACUGCUUACCAGAACCAUCGGAUCACGCAGCUCAAGAUAGCCAGCAACCCUUUCGCCAAAGGCUUUCGAGACUGCGACCCGGAGGACUGGCCCCGAAACCACCGGCCCGGCGCGCUGCCGCUUAUGAGCGCCUUCGCUCGCUCCCGGAACCCGGUGGCCUCCCCCACACAGCCCAACGGGUCAGAGAAAGAGGCGGCCGAGGCUCGGCGAGAAUUCGAGCGGGACGCGGGUGGACCGGCUGUGCUCGGGGACCCGGCGCACCCGCCUCAGCUGCUGGCACGGGUGCUGAGCCCAGCGCUGCCCGGGGCCGGUGGCGCUGGCGGUCUCGUCCCGCUGCCCGGUGCACCCGGAGGCCGGCCCAGCCCUCCGCACCCGGAGCUGCGCCUGGAGGCGCCAGGCGCGUCGGAACCGCUGCACCACCACCCGUAUAAGUACCCGGCCGCCGCCUACGACCAUUACCUCGGGCCCAAGAGCCGGCCGGCGCCCUACCCGCUGCCGGGCCUGCGCGGCCACGGCUACCACCCGCACACGCACACGCACGCGCACCCGCACCACCACCACCCCGCCGUGAGCCCAGCCGCCGCCGCUGCCGCCGCCGCCGCCGCCGCUGCCGCCGCCGCUGCCAACAUGUACUCGUCGGCCGGGGCCGCGCCGCCCGGCUCCUACGACUACUGCCCCAGAUAAUGCGGGCGCCCGCUGGCCGCUCCCCGCCCGGGGUCCCCGCACAGCCCUGAGGGCCGUCGGGGUUCCCGUCCACCCAGCCCCAAGGGCCUUCCAAGAACACGUUCCCCCAAGCCCCGGGGGCCAGUGCGGGUCUCCCCUUCCCCAGCCUCGAAGCCAUCGGGGUCCUCCACCUUCCAGCCCUGACAGCUGUCGAAGUAUAUGGUUCCCCAGUCCCGGGAGCCACCGCGGGUCCCUCCCCAGCCCCGAGGGCCACGGGGUCCGCGCCCGCCAGUGCCAAAGCGCCCGGUCAGCGGCGGAAGGAAGUGAUAUUUAUUGUUCUCCGCGAGACCGUGUCGCCCCCCCCCCCCUCCCCGGCCCGGCCGGCAGUUGCAGUGUAGACGAUCCGAGAGCCCGUCUGCAGGCGGUGUAGAUACGUGUAGAUAUUUGUAGAUACUGUAGAUACCGCGCCGGCGCCGACUUGA